AUGCGGUUCGGGACAGUGGGAAAGUGUGAAAAGCACCGAAAGCGCUGGAAGCCCGUCCGUGGCUUGUCCAGGGCGGCGUCGCCCGCGGGGCCUCUGCAGGGCGCCUGGCCCUCGGUGACCUCAGCGGAGACCGCGGGCCGCGCGGCGGAAAGCGAAGGCGGGUCCCGCGGUCCGAGAGCGCCGCAACUUGCUGGCCCCAGGGGCCCGCGGGGGAGAGUCCGGCCUGGCCCUGAGAGGCGACUAGGCCACCCCCCGCCACGCGCGGGCCUGGGGCGCGGAGUCACCGAGCCUCCCCCGCCGCGUCGGGGCGCUCCAGCCGCGGGGUCCCGGCGCCCACAGAGGGCGCUCUGCGCUGGCCUGCCCUGCUGGGGUGAGGGCGGUUGGACGUGGACGCGGCCAACAUCCAGCCCCUUCCGUCCAGCCGCCCGCCGGGAAGUGUGUGGGCGGCCACGCUGGAGGGAGCCCACGCAGCGGCAGAGGCCAGACUUUCCUAGGCCCUGGAUCCGUCCGGAGGGGACGCGGAGCGUCUCUCAUUCCGCCAAGCAUUUAUUUAUUCAGCAGCUACUACGGAGUUUCCCAGCCCCCAAACUCCAACCAGGUCUACACCACAGUCCCCCAUCAUAUUCUUCCGGGUUACCAAGCAGCUUCUUUUAA
This is a messenger RNA of Propithecus coquereli (Coquerel's sifaka), 654 nucleotides long. RefSeq lists its product as uncharacterized. The record is from RefSeq and is a predicted model, not a curated record. NCBI's taxonomy places the organism in Eukaryota, Metazoa, Chordata, Mammalia, Primates, Indriidae.